AUGAACACUCCGUCACAACCCAUGUGGCUUGGCAUAUUUUAUGCUUGUCUAUUGAGCUCAGUUGUCUUUGUUCAAACGUUGUUUUUGCAAGCCUAUUUUCACCGUCAAUUUCUUGUUGGACUUCGGUUUCGUUCGGCUACUACAGGAAUAGUUUAUAGAAAAAGUUUGAAAUUAUCGAGUUCAUCGAAACAAUCGAGUACAACAGGUGAAAUUGUUAAUUUGAUGGCAAUUGAUGCUCAACGAUUUCAAGAUUUAACAUCUUAUAUUCAUAUAUUAUGGUCGGGUCCAAUGCAAAUCAUUAUUUCUCUCGUUUUACUUUAUGAUAUUAUGGGUUAUUCAAUUGUACCUGGUGUAUUUUUGCUAUUGACUAUGAUACCGCUUAAUUUAUACAUACAAAGAAUACAAAAGAAGUUAACGACAAAACAAAUGGGAUUGAAAGAUCAAAGAAUAAAAACAAUGAAUGAAGUUCUCAGUGGUAUUAAGGUAUUAAAAUUGUAUGCUUGGGAGCCCGCAUUUAUUCGUCGUGUACUAGAUAUACGUGAAAAUGAAUUGAUAUGUAUUCGAAAAAAGGCGAUUGUUAGUGCGAUAUCGACAUUUGCUUGGACAUUUACUCCCAUAUUGGUUUGCAUAACAACAUUUGCCACUUAUGUAUUAUCAAAUAAAAAUAAUGUAUUGGAUGCACCAAAAGCAUUUGUAGCAUUAUCUCUAUUUAAUUUAUUGAGAUUUCCGUUAGUAGUAUUUCCAAGUAUUAUUACCAGUAUUGUUGAUGCUCGUGUAUCCGAUAAACGUAUAUCAAAGUUUCUUUCAAAUGACGAAAUUGAUGAAGAUGCUGUGCAACGAGUUUCUACCAGUGAAGAUGAAAAUGUAAUUGAAAUUAGAAAUGGUUCAUUUUCAUGGACAAUAAAGGAACGAAAUAGUUUAAUAUUAAAAAACAUCAAUAUGCGUAUGCGAAAAGGUUCUUUGUAUGCUGUUGUUGGCACUGUAGGAAGUGGUAAAUCAUCAAUAUUAUCUGCAAUAUUAGGUGAAAUGCAUAAAGUGGAAGGUCAAGUUAUAAUUAAUGGUAGAAUAGCUUAUGUACCACAACAGGCAUGGAUUAUGAAUUCAACAUUAAAAGAAAAUAUUUUAUUUGGAAAAGAUUUUAAUCAUCAAGAAUAUAUGCAAGUUCUUGAUUCAUGUGCAUUAAAACAAGAUUUAGAUAUGUUACCAGAAGGUGAUCAAACAGAAAUUGGAGAAAAGGGUAUAAAUUUAUCUGGUGGUCAAAAACAAAGAGUAUCGUUGGCUCGUGCAAUUUAUAAUAAUGCUGAUUUAUAUUUACUCGAUGAUCCAUUAUCGGCUGUUGAUGCACACGUUGGAAAACAUAUAUUUCGACAUGUUAUCGGACCAAAAGGUUUAUUAGCAGGCAAAACUCGAUUAUUAGUCACUCAUGGUGUAUCUCAUUUACAUAAAUGUGAUGAAAUUAUUGUCGUAUCAAACGGUGUAAUCGUUGAUCAUGGAACAUAUAAUGAAUUAAUGAUUAGAUGUAAUAUAUUAAAAGAAUUGAUGCACUCAGAGAAAUCAAAUAUGCAAAGUGAAUCAGAACCCAAAAGUCCUCAAUCACCGGAAGUUGAAGAUGUUAUUCAUUUUUCUGAUAAUGAUAGUCCAAGUGAUAAAACAAUCGUUGAUCACAUUGUAAAACCAUCUGAAAUAAAUAAUGAAGAAAAUAAAAAAUUAAUUAAAAAAGAACAAUUACAAACUGGCAGUGUUAAACUCUCUGUAUUUGGCGUCUAUAUUCGGGCUUGUACUAUACCAAUGUGUCUACUAAUAUUUGCUAGUUUUUGUCUAACGGGUACUGCCAGUUUAUCCACAAAUAUUUGGUUAUCAAAAUGGACAGAUGAUUCUAAAAAUGAACAAAAUAAUACUCGUUUAAAAUAUAAAGGUUUAAGUGUUUAUGCAGGUCUUGGCAUUAUGAAUGCCUUAUUUGAAUUUUUCUCGACAUUUCUCAUGUUAAUCAUAAGUAUUCGUGCAUCACGAAUACUAUUUAAACACUUUUUAUUAAAUUUAAUGCAUUUUCCAUUGAAAUUUUUUGAACAAACAACAUUUGGUGUUAUCAUAAAUCGUUAUUCAACCGAUUUUGACCGUAUUGACAAUGAAAUAAUGUUUACAUUUCGUUCAACAUUAAAUUCAAUUAUUGGCUUUUUAUCGUGUUUCAUUUUAAUUUCCAUCAUUAUUCCCAUAUGUCUACCAGUUAUGGUCAUACUUAUCGUACCAUUCUACAUUUUGCAGGUGAAAAAGUCAUUCAUAGUAUAUAAAUUCAUACUGGUUUAAUAGCAUAAAAUGCUGAAUGCGUAAAUCUCUUAGUCAAAUUAACAAUCUUUUUAUACAACUGAUACACUACGCAUCUGUUUUCUUUUUUACAUCAAAAAUGAAACUUUGUUCGCUAAAUAGUAGAUUAAAAAGUAGAUGGUUAGACCUUCGUAAUAGUAGGAAUUCUAAUAUGAUUAUGCUUAGUUAUAAUUAACAUAACUCUUGUUGAUUCUGAAUAUGUUUGUUUACGCCAGAUGCCAGCCAGAUUCAUCCGAUUAUUUUAUGUUUCACUAUUUUAUUUGUUAUUCAUUGCUUCACACAGAAUAUGCUAGUGAACUUUUCUUUUCUUACUUAACCAAAACUUUUUAGUCUGCCUAAAUUGUCAGAAGUGAUAAAUUGAGUUGAGUUUUCUAUUUUUGUGUUGGAUAAAGCACAUAAAUGGUGCUGUUGUCUUAGACUCGAACAAGAGAUCGUUUGAACUUGAAAAAACAUACUAUUUUGUAGAAAAAAAACGUUUUCUUGAAAAAACUUUAAAAAGUGAGAGAGGAAUCAUAUAUUUUAUGAAAAAGCUCACGAAUUUUCACAAAAUUUUUUUUCAAUAUCAAAACUUAUCUGUAAACACUUUCAAAUAUACUUGUUUUAGUCGAUUUUUUUAUGCUCUUUCGAAUGAGGUAUCUGAAAGCCUUCUAGCAUACUUAUUUUGAACGUCACUUCCAACACUCUGUUCGACUAAUGGUCACCAUUUUGCUCUAUUUUUGGCCAAGAUCAGGGUACUUUGGAGAAAAUUUAUACAGUCCUGGAAAAUGAUAAGAAAGUAAAUUCUGGCAGCUUAUCUUGUGGCAGUACACAAGCUUCAAACGAUACGCUCUAUUCGUAACACCCGGCCUCUAUUCUAACGAUCUUACAUCUGUAAAUAUAUUAACGAUCGAUGUUUGCUUAAUAGUCAAUUUAAAGACAAGUGUUUUUCCUCUUAGAAUAUGAUGUCUCCGAACUCUGUAUGAACUUUCGUCACGACAGUAUAGCACAAUUAAUGUAAAGAAAACAUCGAGCACUUAUGACGCUAUCAGAUUUUUAAAAGUCAAGAAUCAACAAAGCAUAUUCAAAUUAUUUUUUUAGUCUGAAAUAGAUCUAAUGGUCCAGCCUUUCCAAAUAGCCCCAAAAGAUUCAUAAGUACUUUCUACGACAUUUCUAAUCACUUUCAAAAAUGCACUGUAUUUUAAUGAAUUAUUUACAGAACGGAAAAUAAUUAGAACUUUUUUCUAAGACGUGUGGGGUAAAACACAAUGGCAAAAAAGCUUAAACUCACUGAAAUAUAUGUGUGAAGCAAUCAAUAAAAAAAUAAAUUUAGAACAUAGAGUAACUUUCUCAAACCUCCAUAAUAGAAGACUACCAUGGUCUUCUAUUUGAGGGAGUAACUCAAGUCGAUUUUUGGUGAUCUUCUAAUAGGAGAUGAUCUUUUAUUAUGAGAGAGGUAGCCAACAACAUUCUGUGGUUAAAAAUGCUCAAUUUUGUAUUACGCUCACAUUUUAUCAAAUCUUGCGUAUGAUCAUCUCUUAUUUCCAUCUAAAUUAGGAAAUUGAAAUGGAGAAAUUCAGUCAUAAGGCUAGAAUUUGCUUAUCUGUUCAAGAAUUCAGGAACAGAAUUGUGUUGCUUGUUCUAGUGAAAAUCUGUUCUGGUUUUUCUUCUUCACUGACAUUAUUGCUACAUAUAGAUAUUAUUAAUGCAGUCUCGGCUUCUUAAUGCGGUGUGAAGCAUAACCGCAUUCUAGUAACAAUCGCUUUUAUCUCGAUCAGAAUUUGCAUUAUUUUCGAUAACGAUUUUCUCCAGAAUUAGAAGUACGGUGUCAAGAGUUAAAAAGCGAGUGCAGAGUCCUGUGGCUGCAUGUGGGAAUGUCCUUUUUUUAGGCUUUCUGGAUGUACUGUCUCUUUUCUAAAGCAUCUAAAAGUAGUAGUAGAUUGCAAAUCGGAGACGUGGAAAUUUUUCAACAACGACAAUGAAUAUGAGUAUACAGGCGCGAUGUUCAUUAUAGUGCAAUAUUACUUUCACAGCUGAUCUCAAAUGCAGUGGUAUUCACUUCAUUAUCUAUAUAUGUGAUUGCUAUUAUAAAUGUAUAAAGAUCUAGUGGUCAAGUUGAGAAUGUUCUCUUUGGAGUUUUCUCACAUCUUCCGUUCAUAUGCUUACAAAUCUCGAAAGUCGGUCAUUUCUUUUGAACUUGGAGAUUUACAGAAGAAGAUUUAUAGAAGAACAGGCGUGAUAAUCACUGCAGCAGAGCAACAAACAGCUGUUUGAUGCAGAAACGGUUAGUCGUUCAUUUUCGAUGAUUCAGUUUUUAUUAUUAAGAUAAUCUCAGAAAAAUCUACUAAGUACUUGUAACUAAAGCAUUUUGUUUUGAGGGGCUUUUUACUUUGGUUACAUUUACAAUUCGAGCGCAGCCUGAUCGCUAUCUGGUUUAUAUUAGUUGUUGUCACCGAAUUUUAAAUUUCCAUCAUCUGUUAUGUCUGCAGAAUUGUUCCUCAUCAUCAUCGUUCACAUCUCACAUUUUCAUUCUUUUUCCCCGUAUUCUUGCACUCUUAAAGUACAGUUCUUUGAUUGUCAUCGAUGUCACCAUCACAAAAGCACAACGAGACGAUGGAUAUGAGAUUGGUGAACUUCACCUCUAUACUGUACCAGAUAUUUUAGGGUUUUGAAGAGACGAUUUGUUGGU
Didymodactylos carnosus is the source of this 4987-nucleotide messenger RNA. Lineage: Eukaryota; Metazoa; Rotifera; Eurotatoria; Philodinida; Philodinidae. The record is from the annotation of a GenBank genome assembly.